Molecule: messenger RNA, 1749 nt
Organism: Prosopis cineraria
Lineage: Eukaryota; Viridiplantae; Streptophyta; Magnoliopsida; Fabales; Fabaceae
Product: phospholipase A1-Ibeta2, chloroplastic-like
Exons: 1
Coding region: 100-1704 (534 amino acids)
Biological process (GO): lipid metabolic process
Molecular function (GO): glycerophospholipase activity
Source: RefSeq, a predicted model, not a curated record
UCUAGUAUUGACGCUGUCUUUACCUGCUCUCUUCUUCUCCCUCUUCUCUCGGAGUUUCAAGCACAGAAUUAGAAGUCUUAUUACAGACAAAUCUUCACCAUGUUGCAGAUCAGCUCAGCUAUUCCAGUGCACAACCCUCACAUGUUUCAGCUCAGACGUUCUAGUUUUCGGUGCCAAUCCUCGCCUUUAAAUCCUUCCACGAAACCAUCGCCGCCGGCUUCCACCGAGUCCACCACUCGUUUGCACCUCGCAAACCUCGAUAAGCUCCUUCAGAAGCAACCGGCUCCUCCAAUCACCCAAUUCCAACAACAACAACACCAACAACAACAGCCACAGCCUAUCCAGAAGGAAACCAACGACGAUAAGACCAAGUCGAAAAACAUAGUCGAAGGCCUUAGUUUAGCGAGGCUAUGGCCAGAAAUGAAGGCCACAGAAGAGAUGUCUCCGAGGCAUCUCAACCAGUUACAGCGUCUGUUAUCGAAGACGGCGGAAUAUUCCCCUCGGAACGUUCUCGGCAGCCGUUGGAUGGAAUAUCACGGUAGCAACGAUUGGAAAGGACUCCUCGAUCCGCUGGACGAGAAUCUCCGGCGAGAGGUGGUCAGGUACGGCGAGUUCGUACAAGCAGCUUACCAUUCGUUUCACUCCGAUCCCGCCAUGUCACCGGAGGAGCCGCCCAUGCCCCGACGGGUCCUUCCGGCUGAUAGGUCCUACAAAGUCACGAAGAGCCUCUAUGCCACGUCAUCAAUCGGGUUGCCCAAAUGGGUGGACGACGUGGCUCCGGAUCUCGGGUGGAUGACCCAACGGUCGAGUUGGAUAGGGUACGUCGCCGUUUGCGAUGAUCGGGGGGAGAUCGCGAGGAUGGGAAGGAGAGACAUCGUAAUCUCUCUCCGUGGGACAGCGACAUGUCUAGAAUGGGCCGAGAAUAUGAGGGCCCAGUUAACCGACAUCCCACCAAAGAGGGAUGACGAUGCGUCAGCUUCAGCCCAAGAAAAGCCCAAAGUGGAGUGUGGGUUCUUGAGCCUGUACAAGACGAGAGGGGCUCACGUGCCGAGCCUGGCCACGUCUGUGAUUGAAGAAGUGAAAAGGCUCAUGGAAGUGUACAAGGGUGAGACACUCAGCAUCACCGUGACAGGUCAUAGCCUCGGCGCGGCGCUGGCAUUACUCGUGGCUGAUGAGAUCAGCACGUGUGAUGCUGACGUGCCACCAGUGGCGGUAAUCUCCUUUGGCGGGCCUCGAGUGGGAAAUAAGGCCUUUAAGAAUCGAUUAGUGGCCCAAAAAGUAAAAGUACUAAGGGUAGUAAACUCUCAAGAUGUAAUCACUAGAGUUCCAGGAAUGUUUGUGAGCGAAGAAGUUGAACAAAAGCUAAGGAACUCCAAGGUUGGAGAAAUGGUAGAAGACAUGGGGUUGGCUUAUACACAUGUGGGAGUAGAGCUACGCGUAGACACGAAGAUGUCACCGUAUCUGAAGCCGAAUGCUGACAUGGCAUGUUGUCAUGACCUGGAGGCUUAUUUGCACUUGGUGGAUGGGUUCUUGGCAUCAAACUGUCCGUUCAGAGCAAAUGCCAAGAGGAGCUUGGCAAGAUUAAUGCAAGAUCAAACAUCAAAUAUGAAGAAGCUAUAUACCAGCAAGGCACAAGCCUUGAGUGUAAAUCUAGCCAGACAAGGCUCCUUCUCUAUGCCUAGUUGUCUGCCUAGUCCAUCUUGAACUAUAUAGGACCAAGUAAAUGUGAAUAUACAAAAGUUUCACUCA